GUUUUGUGAAUGGGAUUCUGUGCUAUUUAUAAUCACCAUGUCGUUUUUAAACGAAGUCGUUUUGAUGCCGCGUAGUCCUAUAAAAUCGUGACCGUUGACACAGUCACUUCACUUCUUUAGCUACCUGAUUACUGAACUAUCUAUGGAAAAUACUGAUUAUCCACCGCAGCCGGAACCCGUAGUUCUGCCUAUUUCAGUGGAGCAACUGAUUAACCAACUAUCCACAGCCAGGAAACAACCGCCGUUAGGGUACCAGACACGGCGAAAGUUGGCUCUAAUUGGUGAAGAAAAGGCUCUCGAAGUUCUCCGUAUCGUCGCCGAUGGGCCGAUCAACGGAACUUUUGAUGAAUUCAUGAUCCACUUGUCUCACUACAGUCGGCUCAUAAUGCACCGUCGCGGUGAACCGGUUUUAUCUUCUUCUACUCCGAUAUCAGUGAACGUGGAGGAAAGUUCUAGCGUUGGAUCUAGUUCAACGUGUUAGAGAUUCUCUGUGGCUGGAGUUGUCUGAAUCGUUAGCUGUGACUUAAUAUUGUAAACCCUAAAUAUAAUGAGUGCGUUGUAUUAGUAAUCGUCUGUAAUGUAGACUUUUUAUUGCAUGCGUAAAGCUAGACUGUAAGCUAAACUGAAUUUUGUUGCAUGGGUAAAGCUUGACUAUAACCUAAACUGAAUUUUGUUUUGCAGACUAUGAUAAUUUUAGUUUAUAUAAAA
This is a messenger RNA of Mercurialis annua (annual mercury), 708 nucleotides long. RefSeq lists its product as uncharacterized. Bases 143 to 481 code for a protein of 112 amino acids. The transcript has 2 exons. NCBI's taxonomy places the organism in Eukaryota, Viridiplantae, Streptophyta, Magnoliopsida, Malpighiales, Euphorbiaceae. The record is from RefSeq and is a predicted model, not a curated record.